CUACUUUGUGUUCUUUCAUUCCUAUCAACCAAGCUUGUUUAAUUUGCUUCAGAAUUUAAGGAAGAAAUUACAGCUGGAAAAUGUAUAAGCUUUUAAACCUAUAGAUCCUUCUGACUUUAGAACUAGCUGUUAUUUCGCCAGGAAAGCAUGAAUGAAGAUGUUGAACCAUGUUAAAAAUCUUGUCAAGAUUGUGGAUUGUUCCACACAGAACUGAGAUGUGGCUUCUGAUUCUGGUGGCGUGUUUUUUCCGAAGAAAUUUGAAUUCAGGACUUAUGCCAACUAAAAAUGUGGACCCAGAAGCAUUCAUGAAUAUUAGCGAAAUCAUCCAACAUCAAGGCUAUCCCUGUGAGGAGUAUGAAGUCACAACAAAAGAUGGGUAUAUCCUUUCUGUUAACAGAAUUCCUCAAGGCCUAAUGCAACUUAAGGCAGGUCCCAGGCCUGUGGUGUUACUGCAGCAUGGCUUGUUUGGAGAUGCUAGCAACUGGAUUUCCAACGUGCCCAACAACAGCCUGGGCUUCAUUCUGGCAGAUGCUGGUUUCGAUGUGUGGCUGGGGAACAGCAGGGGAAGCCACUGGUCUCGGAAACACAAGACCCUCUCUGUAGACCAAGAUGAGUUCUGGGCUUUCAGUUUUGAUGAGAUGGCUAGGUUUGACCUUCCUGCAGUCAUAAACUUUAUUUUGCAGAAAACGGGCCAGGAAAAGAUCUAUUAUAUCGGCUAUUCACAAGGCACCACCAUGGGCUUUGUUGCAUUUUCCACCAUGCCAGAGCUGGCUCAGAAAAUAAAACUGUAUUUCGCCUUAGCACCCAUAGCUACUAUUAAAUACUCAAAAGGCCCUGCGAUCAAAUUUUUGUUGCUACCUGAUAUGAUGCUUAAGGGAUUGUUUGGCAGGAAAGAAUUUCUAUACCAGACCAGAUUUCUUCGCCAGUUUUAUAUUUACCUUUGUGGCCAGAUGAUUAUUGAUCAGAUUUGUAGUAGUAUCAUUUUACUUUCAGGAGGAUUUAACAUGAACAAUCUGAACAUGAGCCGAGCCAAUGUAUAUGUCGCUCAUAGUCUUUCUGGAACAUCUGUGCAAAAUAUCUUACACUGGAGCCAGGCAAUGAAUUCUGGGGAACUCCGGGCAUUUGACUGGGGGAGCGAGACCAAAAAUCUGGAGAAAGGCAAUCAUCCAACUCCUGUAAGGUACAGAGUUAGAGACAUGACAGUCCCGACAGCAAUGUGGACUGGAGGUCAGGACUGGCUUUCAAAUCCAGAGGACGUGAAAACGCUGCUCUAUGAAAUGGACAAUCUCAUCUACCAUAAGAACAUUCCCGAAUGGGCACACGUUGAUUUCAUCUGGGGUUUGGAUGCUCCUCGCCGUGUGUACAAUGAGAUCAUACAUCUGAUGAAGCAGGAGGAGACCGGCCUCUCCCAGGAAACAUGCUGGGUCAGACUGUGAAGCAUAUGAUACAGACAAGUUUUAGGAAAACUCUCAUGGAAGAUGGG
Pteropus alecto (black flying fox) is the source of this 1483-nucleotide messenger RNA. RefSeq names its product lipase family member M (gene LIPM). The record is from RefSeq and is a predicted model, not a curated record. NCBI's taxonomy places the organism in Eukaryota, Metazoa, Chordata, Mammalia, Chiroptera, Pteropodidae. Gene Ontology annotation, molecular function: hydrolase activity, acting on ester bonds. The transcript is spliced from 9 exons. Bases 168 to 1436 code for a protein of 422 amino acids.